Messenger RNA from Stylophora pistillata, 1770 nucleotides. RefSeq names its product peroxynitrite isomerase THAP4. The record is from RefSeq and is a predicted model, not a curated record. NCBI's taxonomy places the organism in Eukaryota, Metazoa, Cnidaria, Anthozoa, Scleractinia, Pocilloporidae.
GCUGUUUUUGUUUUGAAGAACCGGAAUGAACGAUGCGUGACAAUGGGAUUACCUUUGUCUUUGCGUCUGGACUAAAAAAGAAACGCAUUCGCUCGCUGACAAAAGUCGAGGAGGAAUGCUUCUUAUGCAUACGGCGUGCAGAAGUUUUCCACGAACUUGUGUCGGUCGUACGUCCCCUGUCCUCAAAUUACUGUCCGGAAGAACGAUGAGUUCACAUAAUUCAGGAAAGCCAGUCUUGCACGGUGCACUGAACAAGGUUUCUUGGCUUAUUGGAAAGUGGGAAGGUGAAGGCUGUGGCGUCUAUCCAACGAUCUCUCCUUUCAUGUACGGUGAAGAGAUCAUCUUUGAUCACGUGGGACAGCCGAUGCUCUCUUACAGCUCUAGAACAUGGCAUCUGGAAAAAGGAGUUCCAAUGCACCACGAAGUUGGAUUUCUCAAAGUAAAACCAGAAACAUCAUCAUUGGCCUUCAUUAUAGCACAGAAUACAGAGGAUAUUCAGGUUAAAGGAUCCAGAUACUCUGGAAAUGGAGUGUUUCAUGGAAACAACCAACACAGAACACCAAAAACAUCUGCACAUCACUUACAAGAAGGUCACCAACUAAUGACUAGAGAAAUUAAGUCUUAGACUUAUGAACUAGCUUAGAUAAGUUCUUAGAGAACUACAAAACCACAAAUGCAAAGAAGUGUUCAAAAAAAUGUAUAUUUAGGCCUCCCAGAUUGUAGUCGAUCAGUAUUAGACAUGAGGCAAGGAAGAACAAAUUUCUUAUAAUUAAUCUGGAAAAACCUGCACCACCUAGACAAAGUGUUGUAAAGUUAAGCAUAGCGUGACAAAGCAUGACAAACAAUUCUAAAGUAGGCUUUGAUUACAUAUAACUACAACCAGAAAUAUGAUUUAUGUGUAACCCUUUGUUGUUAGAGUAUUCGUGAAAAUAUUCCUACUACGUGUUGCAUAGAAUACAGAAACUUGUAUGUGUUUUCCAUCUAAAAACACGUAGGAACACUAGUUCCGCAGGAUCUACGAAAGUGUCCUCUCAUAUCUGUGAAAUUGCGGAUAUACGUGGUAAUUAAGUUGUUUAUUCCAAGGGAAACUCAAAUUAUCUUCUGUAUUUUGUAUCACGUAUGAUUUAGCUACCAUUAUGUAUAUAAGAACUUUGAUUCAAGCAAUAGAGUAGAUUCAGUUGAUUGUAAAGCAGUUGAGUGUCCUGCACCCCGUGUGCAAGCUCGCGUUAAACCCAACGUUUGCCUAAGCAUUGAAACAGCUUGACGCUAACCGACCCUCAGCCAAAAUUAUACUACACAGAAGGACCAUUUGAAACACUUUUUUUCAAUGCCCUAUAAUUCACACUCUGUGCUCUUUCCUUCCCAGUUAAAUUUACUGGUGAUACUCUGUUGCACAUACAGUUGAACCGCCAAUAAGCAACCUCCAUAAAUGUCCAGUCUAGGUGACUUAUUUAAUCAGUUGAUUUUAUUAAUGUUGGAAAUAUAAUGUACAUUUAAAUCCUACCCUCUGAUUGGUUUUUGUGGUGUAGGUUUCAGUAAGUGAAUUGAAAUCAGAAGCCCAAAGUAGAGAGGGCACAGAAUUAAAUACAUUAAAGAAUGAUAUAGUUCUCAAAAUGUUUUAAUCUUUAAUUGAAGUUUGUUACUAACAACAAAUUAUUGUAAAUAAUGUCGAAAUCCCAAGGCAGAGGACUACAAUUUUGUAGCUAUUUUAUGAGUUGUCAAAUGAAUAGCUGAUUAUAAAGGAAAAUUAUAUUUUCAUCAGCUAUAUUA